Messenger RNA from Macrosiphum euphorbiae (potato aphid), 978 nucleotides. Lineage: Eukaryota; Metazoa; Arthropoda; Insecta; Hemiptera; Aphididae. The record is from the annotation of a GenBank genome assembly.
AUGAAAAACCCAUUAGCAAAUGUUGUUCUACUUAAAACAUCGUUUAGAUUUCUACAAACAGCACUGUUCAGUACCAAGGGUCAUGUGCUAAUCGGCGGAGGAACUGGAUUUAUUGGCAGAAACUUGAAAGAAUUUCUGUUGAGAGAAAACUACAAAGUAACAACAAUAUCUAGAAUUAAGACUGGAGAGAAACAUAUUAUAAAUUGGGCCGAUUUAAUUAUCUAUGGUAUUCCCGAUGAUGUAACAGCUGUGGUAAACUUGUCUGGUGAGCCCAUAAUGGUUCCUUUCAAAGGUUUUGGAAAUAACUUUAAAAAAAAAAUUUGGAUUAGUAGAGUCGGUUCUACAGCGUUACUUACCGAUAUCAUAAGUUCUGCCAAAUGCAAACCUAAUGUGUUUAUUACAAUCACUAGUACUGAUAUAUAUCCAUCAGAUGGAGAACUCCACACUGAACAAUUUAUUCCUACAGACCAGAUGGUAGACUGUAAUUUCUUCACUAGAUUAGGAACAGAUUGGGAGCAAGCUUCAAAGUAUUUUCCCUAUCGUAAGGUUUCAAUUAGAACAGGAACCGUGCUUGGUGACAAUGGUGGAUUUCUCAAACGUUUGAAAUAUCCCGCUGCUAUAGGUUUAGGGGCUAAGAUAGGAGACGGAUGUCAGCAACAGCCUUGGAUACACAUCUGUGACUUAUUGAAUCUUAUACUAUUUUCAAUAGAGAAUGAAGAAAUAAGUGGAAUAUUGAACGGUGUAUCACCACAGGAGAUAACUAACGGAGAAAUAACUACUAUUUACACACACAUGCUAAAAAAAUCACCAGUGAUGUUAAGUAUACCAAGAAUGUUAUUAAAGACAGCAUUUGGAGAAGAAAGAACAAAAUUAAUUUUGGAAGGAAGAAAAGUAUCACCAACAAGAACUUUGAACUGCGGAUUUAAAUUUCAAUAUUGUGAAAUCACAGAUGCUUUAAAAAAUUUAUUAGGUCAAUGA